Molecule: messenger RNA, 1518 nt
Organism: Anopheles merus
Lineage: Eukaryota; Metazoa; Arthropoda; Insecta; Diptera; Culicidae
Product: UPF0605 protein CG18335-like
Exons: 7
Coding region: 388-1344 (318 amino acids)
Source: RefSeq, a predicted model, not a curated record
CGUGUAGGGUGGUCGUAGCAGGCGCCGGCCCAGCGGCAGUACACAUCGGUUGCAGCACAGCAGUGUGAAGGUUGCAGUGUUGUAGUGAGCCUGGGCACACUUUUUCGAUCGGAUAAAUUGUACGGACUGUGCUUCCGAGUGCUUUAAAGCGGUUCCAAAAUUUCUGUGUGCUGUUUUGGUGAUUAUUGUUUCAGUUUCGUUGGUGGUGGUACAGUUCAGACCACGACGGUGCAUUUCCGCUGUUUGAGUUGCACAUAAUUUAAAGUCAUUUCCGUAAUUGUAAACGGGGUGAGCUGCCUGAAAGUACGUCGGAAGUUUCGCCACCGCAAACGACCGGAAAUUGGAUCGGUUUAUUUUCUGUUGCAGCUUUUUUAAAUUGUUGGAAGGAUGUCGCUCCCAAAUAUAGGACGCGUUUCAACCCCACAGCCACACUUUGUGCCAGGCUACACAGGGUACUGUCCACAGUACAUGUAUCGCAUCGGAAACACGUACUCCGCUCUAACGCACCGGCUGUUGAUUGACCCGACGGUAGCCCACUCGGAGAAGCUGAUCCUUUCCGAUCGUACCAACGACGAGUAUUCGAUUGAACGACAACCAGUCGCCACCCAGCUGGAUGAUGACGAUCGGCGCCGGGAGGAUGACGAUCAGCGGGACACGAUCUAUCGCUUCACCCCCAUGCCCGGGUACGAGGGCUACAUACCGCGCACGAAGGACAAGUUCGGCAAGCGGUACGCCGUCACCACCACCGAAGGGCUGUCCGAGUUUGAGCGCGACUGUCAGCGCACCAGGGCACAGCUGAAGCGAUUGCGCCACCGUGUCGCGCAACCGAUCUCGACCAUCUCCAAGGGAAGCUUGGGCGAACGGAUGCUUCGAUUAAAUGAUUACGAGAUUCCUCUCCGAUUGGUGCGCCCCGAUGCGCUCAGUGUGGUAAAGGAGGUGCCGAUGGAAAACUUGCCCCCGCUGCCCGGUCUGCCUUACUUCUCCCGCGACACACCACCGUUGGCGCUGCCGAACGAGCAUCCGGAAAAGUGGCUCAAGCUAGGAUACACCGGCCACAAACCGUUCCUUUGGCCACGGUUCGGUGAAUCGAACGUACCGAUCAGCUCGAAAGCGCUCUGUGAUUUUACCAACAGCUACAACCAUCGGCGCAGCACCGACUGGGAACCGAUAACGCUGGCCGGCGCCGGAACGUCCCAACCGUCGGCGAAGGUGAACGAAAUCUAUCACAAAACGAUCGGCCUUCUGCCCAACUAUCAGGGGCACGUGCCUGGGGCUAUGUUUAGGUUUGGGAAAACCUUCGGCAACGAUAGCAAGGAUGCGAAAAAGGCUCUCAAACGGUGCUGAGAGUGAACGACCCUGCCGUGCUGCUGUGUGAUAGGAAGGACAAACACAUCUACACCAGACCGUGAUUCCGUGAUUGAAGCUUCUAUUUUCUGGUUAACUUAAUGCGAUUAAACGAUCCACUCCCGAAAGUAAAAUUUUAAAUACAACGCAAUAAAAAAGAAACAACGUUACUAC